AUGAAGAAAUUCAAAUGGGAUGAAGAUUGUCAAACUGCGUUUGCGGAAUUUAAGUCAUUCUUAACUAAUCCACCCCUGCUGAGUAGACCGAUAGUCGGAGAGACGUUGUACUUGUGCCUAUCAGUAGGGAGAGAGACCAUCGCCUCAGUACUUGUACGAGAGGAAGAGGAGGAGCAAAGACCAAUCUAUUACAUAAGUAGGACGCUGAAAGGGGCAGAGCUUAACUACCCAACCAUCGACAAACUUGCACUAGCCGUAGUGGUGACAACUAAAAAGCUUAAGCCGUAUUUCCAAGGACACACAGUCAUAGUACGCACAAACCAACCGUUGAAGAAAGCACUCCAUCGGCCGGAGACCUCAGGACGUUUGGUUAGCUGGUCAGUACAAUUGGGAGAACAUGAUAUUAGAUAUGAACCAAGAACUACUUUGAAGGCUCAGGCACUUGCUGACUUCGUCGCAGAGAUGACGGAGAAGCCUUGCGACUUAGUCACCGAAGAGUUGACAUGGAACUUGUUCGUAGACCGAGCCUCCAGUGAGCAAGGGGCAGGAGCAGGCAUAGUCCUUUUGGGACCCAACAAGAUCAUCAUAGAAUACGCAGUCCACCUUAGUUUCAAGGCUACCAACAAUGUAGCAGAAUAUGAGGCCCUCUUAAGAGGACUCGAAAUAGCGACAGAAGUGAAAGCAGAAAAGUUGAGAAUUCACAGCGAUUCCCAGCUAGUUACUAGUCAAGUCUUGGGACAAUUCCAGACGAGGGACUCAAACAUAGCAAAAUAUGUGAUAAAGGCGAUAGAAAAGCUCAAAAACAUCGAGAAGAACGGAGGCCAGUGGGAAAUAGUUCCCAUCCCAAGGGAAGAGAACACUAAGGCAGAUGCCAUAGCCAAAGGCGCGGCGAGCAAAAGUCAGCUAUAUCUGUCAACUCAAAUGAGAGAAGAAAGGGCAAGGCCCUCAGUAGAGGAGGAACAAGUGUUAUCCGUCACAGUACUCGAUCCCUGGAUGCAACCCAUAGUGACGUAUUUAGCAGAGGGGACACUACCAGAGAGACGCGCAGAGGCAGCUAAGCUGGUCCGAAUUUCCUCAGUGUCUUCCCUAAUAGAAGGAGUGCUAUACCGGACAUCAGUCUCACACCCAUGGUCCAAAUGCAUAUCGCUGGAAGAGGGCAACUACGUACUCAAGGAAAUCCAUGAGGGAGAUUGUGGAUCACAUGAAGGCGCAGUCACUCUAUAUAGAAAGGCGAUGUUGCAAGGCUUUUGCUGGCCGACCAUGAAGAAAGAUGCAGAAGAAAUGGGGCCAUUCACCCCAGCUAGAGGACAAGUAAAGUUCAUAGUAGUCGCAGUGGACCACUUCACCAAGUGGAUAGAAGUGCAGCCAAUGAGCACUAUAACAAGUCGCAAGAUUCAGAAGUGGCUGUCUAAUGAAGUCAUGAGCAGGAAUCCUUCUGAAGUUCUCUUCAGUCGCACAUCCGCAAACCAAUGGCCUCACAGAGGUCACGAAUCACACCAUCCUCUCAGGAAUCAAAAAGAGACUAGGCAACUUGAAAGGCAAAUGGUUGAUGAACUUUACCACGUGAUAUGGGCAUAUCGAACUACACCGCGAAAGGCAACAGGAGAAACACCAUUUCUCCUUACAUAUGGAACGGAAGCAGUCCUCCCAGUAGAACUUGGAAUGACCUCCCUGCGAGUCCAGGUCGUUGACGAAGACCGCCAUGAGGAGUCCCUAAAACUAUGCCUAGACCUCCUCGAAGAAAGAAGACACAAAGUGUCAGUCCGAGCUGAGGCAUAUCACAGGCAGAUGGCCAAGUACUACAAUGCUCGGGUUAAAGAAAGAAGUUUUGAAGAAGGCGACUUAGUCUUAAAGAAAUCAGAAAUCGGUAGAGGAGCCGCCGGAUUUGGAAAGCUUGAAGCCAACUGGGAUGGGCCAUACCGAGUGAUAGCAGUAGUAGGACAGGGAGCAUACAGAAUAGCUCACCUUGAUGGGACUCCAUUGCCCAGGACAUGGAAUGUUGAAAACUUGAAGAAAUAUCUUCAGUAA
Mercurialis annua (annual mercury) is the source of this 2028-nucleotide messenger RNA. RefSeq lists its product as uncharacterized. Gene Ontology annotation, molecular function: nucleic acid binding; RNA-DNA hybrid ribonuclease activity. NCBI's taxonomy places the organism in Eukaryota, Viridiplantae, Streptophyta, Magnoliopsida, Malpighiales, Euphorbiaceae. The record is from RefSeq and is a predicted model, not a curated record. Bases 1 to 2028 code for a protein of 675 amino acids. The transcript has 4 exons.